AAUACUUUCCAACUAAACCCGUACGGAAUGCUCCAUUCCAUUCCGAUUCCACUUACUCUUCACGAACCAAACGGCCCUGCGUCAAGUCAAGUCAAACUGCUACGUGGAAUCUUUCCGGAGAGAACUGAUCAUGCGCUUCCUCUCCAACAAAAGGCAAUUGGACUUUGGACAUCGCGAACCCUAGUCCCCGAUUUUCCGCCAUCGUCGAUCAGAGAGAUGGAACAGUCCCUCUCUUCCCUCACAUUCAAAGGUUCAAUUCCAGAAGCUAUUUCUGAAGCAAAGAUACAGAAGAAGAUCUUUGUUGUAUACAUCUCAGGUGAUGAUGCAGACUCGAUCCGCAUGGAAAAUUCUACUUGGGUAUAUCAUAAAGUAUCAGAGUCGAUAUCAAAGUACUGCAUUUUGCUUCAUUUAGCAGAGGGAAGUGCUGAUGCUGCGAACUUUUCGAGGAUAUAUCUUCAGAAUUCUGUUCCUUGCAUUACAGCUGUUGGUUAUGAUGGCUAUAAAAUUUGGCAACAAGAGGGAUUCAUUUAUGCUGAAAAUCUCGCAUCCAGUCUUGAGAAGGCAAUUGGACUUUGGACAUCGCGAACCCUAGCUCCCGAUUUUCCGCCAUCGUCGAUCAGAGAGAUGGAACAGUCCCUCUCUUCCCUGACAUUCAAAGGUUCAAUUCCAGAAGCUAUUUCUGAAGCAAAGAUACAGAAGAAGAUCUUUGUUGUAUACAUCUCAGGUGAUGAUGCAGACUCGAUCCGCAUGGAAAAUUCUACUUGGGUAUAUCAUAAAGUAUCAGAGUUGAUAUCAAAGUACUGCAUUUUGCUUCAUUUAGCAGAGGGAAGUGCUGAUGCUGCCAACUUUUCGAGAAUAUAUCCUCAGAAUUCUGUUCCUUGCAUUACAGCUGUUGGUUAUAACGGCUUUAAAAUUUGGCAACAAGAGGGAUUCAUUUAUGCUGAAAAUCUCGCAUCCAGUCUUGAGAAGGCAAUUGGACUUUGGACAUCGCAAACCGUAGCCCCCGAUUUUCUGCCAUCAUCGAUCAGAGAGAUGGAACAGUCCCUCUCUUCCCUCACAUUCAAAGGUUCAAUUCCAGAAGCUAUUUCUGAAGCAAAGAUACAGAAGAAGAUCUUUGUUGUAUACAUCUCAGGUGAAGAUGCAGACUCGAUCUGCAUGGAAAAUUCUACUUGGGUAUAUCAUAAAGUAUCAGAGUCGAUAUCAAAGUACUGCAUUUUGCUUCAUUUAGCAGAGGGAAGUGCUGAUGCUGCCAGCUUUUCAAUGAUAUAUCCUCAGAAUUCUGUCCCUUGCAUUACAGCUGUUGGUUAUAACGGCGUUAAAAUUUGGCAACAAGAGGGAUUCAUCAAUGCUGAAAAUCUCGCAUCCAGUCUUGAGAAGGCAUGGCUAAGUCUUCAUAUUCAGGAAACAACUGCCAGUGUCAUGGCUCCAGCACUUGCUAGAACAACAUCAGAACCAUCGACUUCUCAAGCUUCCCCUGUAACCUCAAAUGAGGAUGGUAGUUCCUUGAGUGCAUUUCCUCCUCCAUCUGAUGGCCAUAACCAGUCAUCUGAGACUACAUCAUCUGUAAUAAUUGAGGAGAAAAGAAUUGAUGGAAAGCUGCCAAGUUUUUCAAAUUAUCCUACUGAUUUAGAGUAUGUCAUCAAGGAGGAAUCGACAUCUUUAACUGAACCAGUAAAAGAGCAAUCGAGAUCAAUGGUGAUUGAAACUCGUGAUUCCAGACAUGAUAAUCAGUACUCCAAGAUGGGAAAUGACUGCCCUAGCUCUGAAGCAAAAUCGAAGAAUCUCUUAGAAAUUCCAGAUGGUUCAAGCUCCACACGAGUUUCAUCGGAUUUGGUUCAGUCCAAUGAGAAGUUGGGUUCUGUUGAGCCAGGCUCAAUGCAAAAUCUUCCCAGUAGCAGCCGGUCGAGUGAUGUUCAUAUGAAUAUUCGAUUGCCCGACGGUGUAAGCCUACAAGAUAAGUUCUCAGUCACGAGCACUUUGAGAACUGUCAAAGAUUAUGUUGAUGAAAAUCGAGCCGAUAUUGGCUCCUAUGACCUGGCGACUCCUUAUCCUCGAAAAGUAUUUAAUUAUCAAGAUUUGAGCAAAUCAUUAGCGGAAUUGGAGCUGCUCGGCAGGCAAGCACUGAUAGUAGUUCCUCGUAAGAGCGGCUGAGGAAAUAAUAGCAGAAGGGGUGCUUCCAUUUCCUAUAACCAAACAGAUUCCUCUGCUGCUGACUUGUCCAGCCAGUAUGAUGAAGGAUAUUUUACAUUUGCAAGAAGGGGUUUGUCUUACCGCGACCCUUCCUCUUAUCUCGGCGGUGGUGGCAGUGGAGGCAGUGGAGGCUCUUCCAGUUCGGGGCAUGACUCCAUUGCUGGCAUGUGGGAAAAUCGGCCGAACCAUAAUCUUUGGGACGAUUAUGCAGCUCAAGAGAGGCCAUACUCUCGAGACUCUACCCCUCAGGGUACAAUUAGAAGCAGGAGGCUGACAACUUCGCAAUUUGGCAGCAAUAUACACACCCUCAAGGAUGACGAUGAUGAAACCCGAUUCAAGGACAGGAAUUCCUUUUGGAACGGAAAUUCUACGCAGUAUGGAGGUAAUAAUGAUGAUCGCACAUAGAGAUGUGGACCAGAUUAUGAGAGUUUGAACAAUUAUCAAGUAUUCAUGAGGUUCAAUAAUUGUUUUUAUAACGCAUCUUGAAAUUGUUGUGUGUUAGUCGGAUUGUUUAUCGUCGAGAUACUCCACUAAUUAAUAUGUUGUCUAUAUUUUUUGAUUUUGAGAACAACUAAUUUUUCUAUCGAUUUGUUGUUCAUUGACCA
This is a messenger RNA of Punica granatum (pomegranate), 2795 nucleotides long. Lineage: Eukaryota; Viridiplantae; Streptophyta; Magnoliopsida; Myrtales; Lythraceae. The record is from RefSeq and is a predicted model, not a curated record.